Molecule: messenger RNA, 609 nt
Organism: Sorex araneus (European shrew)
Lineage: Eukaryota; Metazoa; Chordata; Mammalia; Eulipotyphla; Soricidae
Gene: C2H21orf58
Product: chromosome 2 C21orf58 homolog
Exons: 5
Coding region: 1-609 (202 amino acids)
Source: RefSeq, a predicted model, not a curated record
AUGCCAGUGAGUACAGUGGGCAGGGCCCAUGCAGCAGCUCUCCUGGUUUGGCAGGACCAGCACCUCCUCGAAGAGCUUGCUGGGCUGCAGGCCUGGAGCGGGGCCAGCAAAGGAGCCCACCGACCAGCACUACCCCCCGAGCUGCCGCCCUCCCCACCACUGCCCCCAGAGCCCCCGCGCGUCAUCCAACACUCGCUCCCCCCAUCUCCUACCACCAUCAUUCAGCAGCUCCCACAGCCGCCACUGGUGGCACAGCUGCACCCUCCCCAGACAUUCCCUACUCAAAGGUCACCAAGUAUCAAGGAAGACAUGGUGGAGAUGAUGCUGAUGCAGAAUGCACAGAUGCACCAGAUCCUCAUGCAGGGGCUGAUGCUGAAGGCGCUGCCACCGGCCGCAUUCCAGUCCCCACAGCCACCGCCUUCUGGGGCUCUGCAUGCUGAGAGGCAGAAACCGCUGUCUGUGCACCACCACCACUAUGCACCCCCUGGCACAAUGGGAUACUCCCCGUGGCCCCCUGUAGUCUCGGCCACUGCCCUGCCCUCUGCUGCUGGCUUCCUGCCCACCCUGCACCAUGUGGCUGGGCCCUCUGCAGCUGCUCUCAACCUGUAA